UGAAUGAAUAAAGUAUAUUUCACAGUUAAUAAUAUAUAAUUAUGAAUAGAAAAGAUAAAUGUCUUCAUUUUCUUCUUAUUUGUAAACUGGUUGUUUUACUUUCAUGGAUUCUAUAAUCUAGGCUAUAUAUAUUUAACAGGUUGAAUGAUGCUCAGUAAUAUAACUCAAUUAACAACAAUGAUAACAACCAUAGCAUCAACAAUAACCACAAACAAUCUAUCAGCAUCAUCAAUAAAUGAAAUGAAUCAAUCUAUGACAACGAGAUCAUUAGUAACAACUACCAAUAUUAUGCCAAUAAUCAAUGCAAAAUGUAAGCCUAUUGAAUCAUUAGAAUUAUUUGGACGUGUUUACGGUGAUAUGCAUGGAUAUAUUACAUUAUUUCUAUGUCCUAUUUGUGUAUUAUCUAAUAUUUGUAUUGUAAUUGUACUUAAUCAACGUGAUAUGAUAUCACCGACAAAUUUUCUAUUAACAUCAUUAGCAAUCAGUGAUGGUUUAUUGAUGAUUUUCUAUAUACCAUUUACAAGUUAUUUCUUAAUUGGUCGUCAUACACGUAAUUCAACUUAUAAUUGGGCUGUUUAUCUUCUAUUUCAUAUUAGUCUACAAAAUUUUCUUCAUUUAACUUCAAGUUAUAUUGUUGUUGUUAUAGCUGUAUUUCGAGUUCUCUAUGUAAAAUUUAUAGUCAAAUGUCAAAUUUUAUGCAGUAUGCAAAGAGCUAAAUUUGCUAUUACAAUAGUAUUUAUAAUUAGUAGUAUAUUAUCUAUUCCAUGUAUUAUGAAUCAUCAUAUUGUACAAAAUAAUAAUGAACAAACAUUGAAUAGUUACAUGGUUACUUAUGUAGAUAAUGAAGUUAUGUUAAAUUAUCUUUAUUGGAAUACAGCAAUUUUUUUGAAACUCCUACCAUUAUUAUGUUUAUGUGUACUUAGUUUUAUGAUUAUAUAUACAAUACGUAGACAAAAUUCACGUAUGAGAAAAAUGAAAACCAAAUCAAUCAUAUGUGUUGAUCGUGUUAUUGAAACAUCCAGUUCACAUAAUCCAACUAGUUCAAAUUCAAUCAUCAUUAAUAAUAAUGAAUUAGAUCAAAAUCAAAAUCAAUUAAAUAAUCAUGAUAUAAAAGAGAAGAUUAAAUUUCAACCCAUUCAUGGAUCUAAUACUUUAUCAUAUACAACUAAUUCAAUGUAUAAAAAUGUUACUCUAUUAAAAAAACGUAAUACAUUUGAAAAUGAACGUGAAAAAGCAGAAAAUAGAAUGACAAAAUUUUUAUUAGCUAUUGUUUUCAUAUUUAUGAUUACAUUACUUCCUCAGGCAAUAUUAUUAUUUUUAAGUGGACUUGUGGGUGAUUGUUUCACAGAUACUGUGUAUAAUGCAUUGGGUGAUUUUAUGGAUCUAUUGACAAUUGUUAAUAAUGGUAUUAAUUUUAUACUGUAUUGUUCAAUGUCACAUCAAUUUCGUACAACUUUCAUACAAUUCUGUACACGGAUAUUUAAAAUAUGUAAAAAGACCUAAUGCCCAAUAUUGAUAAAUCUUCUUUUAAAUGCAUUUUUUAACAUCUCAGCCGUGUUCUUCAUACAUUUCACAUUUCCGCAGUGAAAUACGUAUGUACAGGUAUCUUCUCAUUCCCUGUUAAAUACAGUAGAACAAUAAUGAAAUAAAAAUACAUAUGAAACUAGAGGAAAAGAACUGUAAAUGUGAUAUGUAACUAGAAUAAAUAAAAAUUCAGUUUUCUUCACGAGAUUUGAUUGUAUCUUGCUUAUUGUCUAUUUAUUGUUUACAAUGAAACCACAAUUAUGUUUGGUAAUCCAAUGUUAUUCUAAAAGAAAAACUGAAUACAAUAUUGUGUGUUUUCUUUAUUACAAUUUAGAAGGGGAACUGUGUUUACAUGACAAAUAUCUACCUGGGGGAUCAUAAAGUUCAGCCUAUUUCAUAUCAAGCAUUUAGGCACCUCAUAUGUAUGUGUAUCAUUUUCUGUCUGAUUUAUGAGUAUUCAUUGUAGAUCUAUACGAUUUCCUUCAAUAUAAUUAUUGAUUACAGGCAUAUUGUAUCACAUAGUUUUGGUAUGGUGAAUUUUAACUUCAUUUCAUCUAUCCAAGUUAUUAAGGGUACAAUAAUUAUCUUCUCAACGAAGUCUAAUGCACCUAAAACAAGAUGAAUGAAUGUAUCCUGAGUUAAAUUAAACUUACUCAUGAUAAAAUUUAUUUUAAUGUUUUAUCAUAAUUGAUGUUUCGGUGAAUACUUAAAGAUACACUGAAAUAAAACAUUUUUGUUUACCAUUAAGAUCAAGCUAAUCAUGUUUUAAUGAUAUGUAAUUGUUUGAAACUUAAUAGAACUAUAUCGUAUUUCAUUGCAUGGGCAAUAUGAAUUUCAUUUGCUUAGUACUUUACAUUUAACAAUUAUCAUUUGACGUUAGUUAGCCAAUUACAUUCGAUUAAUGAAUAGGUGAACUUAUAACAUUAUACAUAUCUCAGAAACUUAUUCAUGCACCAGAGGUGUUGUUUAUAGUUUAUGUGCAUUUUGUAAAAGUUUAUAUCUUAUUGUAUGAAACACCAUUUGAUGAGGAUUGUGCUAUGAAGUAUUCCAUUGAUUAUAAAAUAUGAAGUACACUUAAAUCAAUCUGUAUAGAAACUCUUUUAUUGAACAUAAGGAAGAAUUUUUACGUAUAUAAGAAAAAGUGGAUUAGUUAUGAGAUUUUAUCAGUUACAUAAAACUUUCAAAUAACUUGAACAUUUCGUUUUUUUAUUUCUAAUUCAACUAAAUUAUUAUAAAUGAAGGGUAUUGAUUAAUUUGGUAAUUUUAUUCUAUCUAACUGUUAUAACUUGUUAAUUGAAUGCUACUUUUUAUAUCUGGUCGUCGCUGAUUGUUAUGUCGGAAACGCUUACCGCUUAUACUCGAAACGAGGAACCUCUGCGAUUUCCACGAUGCGAAAGUAAGAACACAAAGACUGGUAUAAAUGAAGAUUUAUUAACCUUGAAACACGACGACGACGACUCUAUUAGAAAAUACACUCAUUUAUAUAUUGGUCGUACACCCAUUUUGAAUAAUAACUGGGAUGAAAUCACAUAUAUGAAAAAUAGUCAGUCAUAAAAAAUCACAUACUGAACAUAGUUUAUGUCAAUGGAAUACAAGAAUAUUGCAUAUUAUACAGAAUAAAAUAUCAUACAAGACAAUAAAACAAAUACUACAUAGGGUAAUCAUUACAUUGAAUCAAAACGGAAGUAAUCUGGAACAAAACUCAUAAUGGGUAAAUCAAUCGAAAAUCGACUUUUCUUUUCAUCAUAUCACUAACACAUUAAAUUAUGGUCACUAUUUUGAGCGACUCAAUAUCAUGUACUCUAAUUUGAUGAUUAUUUCAUCCUUCCUCCAAUGACUUAAGAAGGCUGG
Schistosoma curassoni is the source of this 3375-nucleotide messenger RNA. NCBI's taxonomy places the organism in Eukaryota, Metazoa, Platyhelminthes, Trematoda, Strigeidida, Schistosomatidae. The record is from the annotation of a GenBank genome assembly.